Messenger RNA from Suillus bovinus, 852 nucleotides. RefSeq lists its product as uncharacterized. The transcript has 2 exons. NCBI's taxonomy places the organism in Eukaryota, Fungi, Basidiomycota, Agaricomycetes, Boletales, Suillaceae. The coding region runs from base 1 to 852 and encodes 283 amino acids. The record is from RefSeq and is a predicted model, not a curated record.
AUGCAUGCCGAGGAGGAGGAGGUUGCGGUAACUAACCCUGCACUCUCGUGGGUUUCCCGUGUUCUUCCCGACGAAGUCAAGUCGGUUCAUGGUCCCCAACCAGUCCGUAACCAUUUCCUUAAAGGCAUCCUCUCUGGAGACGCGCGGACCACUUUUCAAGUGAAUGUCACUCCAGACUACAGAUCAAUGUUGCCAACUGAAAUAUGCACAAAAUACACGCUCCCCAACUUCAAUUGUGCACUUGCCAACUUUAUCGCACGUUCAUCAUCGUCCAGUGGCGAACAUGCCUGCUGGGACCCCAGAUAUGGGCGCUACCAUGCUUGGAACAAAUUUCAGCUGCAACUUCAUUCAGCCUUCCAGCAACGCGUCAUCAUGCCAAGCAGAGUCGUGCAAGCGCACCCGCCAAGUGAUGAUUUUCCCUUUGGCAAUUGUGACACUGUUCUCAUUGAUGCCAUGGGAAUUAAUGGCGAAACGAGUAUGUAUAUUCUAUGCGCCUACAUUCUAGCACUAUUAAUAUCAUAUACAGCAAGUCAACUACCAUCUUAUCUAUCCGACCCACUUCUCUACAUCGAAUUUUUCCACUUCAUUUCCAGUCCUGAUGACCAGCCCGAACUCGCGAUGUGGACUGUCGAGCGCGCAUACAUGCAGGAUCAAAACGGCAACCGUCAUAGAGAGGGGGCUGUUGUACGAGUGACGGAUGUAACACUUGCAGUUGAACUCAUACCAUGUUUCGGUGAGAAAGUGGCUGGUGAUGUUUCAUCAGCCACUUGUUUGGAAUGUUACGAGUGUUUCUUUCUGAACAACUUUGCGGACAAAGAAAGCUAUCAUACAUUUAGUACUGAAUUUGUGUAG